This is a messenger RNA of Mesocestoides corti, 1257 nucleotides long. NCBI's taxonomy places the organism in Eukaryota, Metazoa, Platyhelminthes, Cestoda, Cyclophyllidea, Mesocestoididae. The record is from the annotation of a GenBank genome assembly.
AUGAAUGCUUCCUCUGGAUCAACUAAACCUGGAGAGAAUUAUCUGCUAUUUGAACUGACUAAGUCCGACUGUGAGAACGAAUACAUACAAAAUGAUCCCUACAGCGAAAUAAUUCAGGUGUAUAACAUUCUUGUGCUCGUACUUGCUCCAGUCAAUGUCCUUCUUAAUGGUCUCUCUUUGAAGAUUUUUGGCCAUCGCAUUUGGAAGAAGAGUUCCAUGAGCUCAAUUCUUAUGAGUCUUUCUGUUUUUGAAAUCUGUUUCGGUUGCAGCCUAUUCUUUCAUACGAUCACUCACAAAAUUCUCGAAAUUAACCUCAGUGGGGACAGCACGGUAUCGGAAAAUCUUACAGAUGCCAAACGCACCACCCGAAUCAAACUGCUGGCCACAACGAUCGUGGCAAACCACGUCCUCAGUGGAUUCCUGUUUGCCUUUCAGGUGGCCAGAAACUGGUCAGUUGUUCUUCUAGCAGCCUACAGGUAUGACGUAAUUUGUCGAAAACUCGGCACCAUGACUUCAUUCCCCAGGGAGAGAAUCCCGCUGAUAAUGUCCAUUACGUUAACUUCAGCUGGUCUGUUUGCUCUUCCUCGGAUCUUCGAAACAAAAACGUACAUUUGUGUGCCGACCGCAGCAAUCUACAUUGAAUUGCCGUUAGUUGCGCAAAACAUUUUCUAUGAGCUAAUUUAUCUGGGAAUUGGAGCCUUUAUUGUUCAGUCUGGAGGGCCGGUUCUUUGCGUCUGCUUAUUAAGCUUCUUCGUUAUUCGAAAAAUUGCGAUAAGGCGUCGGUUUCGUCGACAAAACCAACGUGCAGUGUUAGCCACCAAUACAAAUGAUGUCACAAAUAUCGACUUAGAUUUCCACGUGGGAACAAAAACUAUUGAACGGGCUCAGCCUUCUGGCGACAAAUUGAUGUUGGCGCUAUCUUUUACGUUUUUUGUUCUCGAAACCCCUGCCUUCUUCAGCAAAAUCCUCAGCUCUUACACCUCAAAGUAUCAUCCGCAGUUGGACGUGUAUUUCUCUGUGAUUGCCAACCUUUUGAUUUACCUUGAUUCAACCUUCAAUGCUUUCAUCUACAUGGGCUCGAACCCAACCUUCAGACAAGUGGCCAAGCUCACGUUCGGGAAGAGUCGACUCACCGAGCAGGGGAAGCGGUACAUGAAACGCAAACGGCUGUCGCCUCCCCUCAUCGACCAGAUUCAAAAUAAUUUCCCCGUACCAAAUGAAAACGAGGCUGAAAGGUGUCAAACAGAACAAGUUUAG